AUGAGUACGCCAGCUCGUCGAAUUGUUCUGACUUUGUUCACUUCAAAACAAUGUUCACUUUGUGUGGAUGCCAAGCAUUCCAUUGAGCAAAUUCCCUUUGAGUUAAUUCAUAAAGACAUUAAACUUCCAGAAAACUUCUCAUGGUUUCAACGAUACAAAUACGAUAUUCCAAUACUUCAUUUAAAUAAUCAGUUCUUAUUCAAGCAUAGAGUAAGUUCCGAGAAACUGGAAACGGUAUUGAAGAAAUACCUGAAAAACGGAAUAAUAAGCAAGGAAGAUUGCGAUCAGGAAGUUGUAUGA
Acaulospora morrowiae is the source of this 300-nucleotide messenger RNA. NCBI's taxonomy places the organism in Eukaryota, Fungi, Glomeromycota, Glomeromycetes, Diversisporales, Acaulosporaceae. The record is from the annotation of a GenBank genome assembly.